Motacilla alba alba is the source of this 6937-nucleotide messenger RNA. RefSeq names its product WD repeat domain 36 (gene WDR36). The transcript is spliced from 23 exons. Lineage: Eukaryota; Metazoa; Chordata; Aves; Passeriformes; Motacillidae. Gene Ontology annotation, cellular component: Pwp2p-containing subcomplex of 90S preribosome; small-subunit processome. Gene Ontology annotation, biological process: rRNA processing. The coding region runs from base 67 to 2739 and encodes 890 amino acids. Gene Ontology annotation, molecular function: protein binding. The record is from RefSeq and is a predicted model, not a curated record.
AGCGGGCGGGCGCUUCCUGCGGGAGGGCGGGCGGAUGCGGACACGGAGGCGGACACGUGCGGAGCGAUGGCGCGGGAGAGCGCGGGGCUCUUCGCCCCGUUCCGGGUGCUCGGCCAGUUCAGCGGGCACGUCCCGCACGUCCUGCGCUACCACGGCCGCCACCGCGAGUUCUACCUGGCCGCCGCCGUCGGGCGCAGCGUCCACACCUACAAUGUGAAGAGGCUUGGUAUUGUUGCUGUGAGUAACACUCUGCCGCAGGACAUCACAUGUUUGGCAGCAGAUCGCAUGCUGAUAUUUGCUUCAUACGACAAUAUUCUCCAUGCUUUUGCCAGGAACAAAGAGGUGGUUCAUACCUAUGAAGGCCACAAGGCAAGGAUACACCUUAUACAGCCUUUUGGUGAUCAUGUCAUCUCUGUGGAUGUGGAUAACGUUCUUAUUGUUUGGAAUAUACAGUCAGAAGAAGAGUAUCUUCAGAUAGAUUUUGAUAAAGCCACUUUUGCAAUUUCUGCACUUCUGCAUCCCAGCACUUACCUGAAUAAAAUUCUCCUUGGGAGUGAACAAGGAACCUUGCAGCUAUGGAAUAUAAGAUCCAACAAACUCUUGUACUCCUUUCCAGGAUGGGGCUUAGCAGUCACAACUCUUGAACAAGCUCCAGCAGUGGAUGUUGUUGCUGUCGGCCUUGUAUCUGGUCAUAUCAUUGUACAUAAUAUUAAGUUCGAUGAAACUCUGAUGAAAUUUCAACAGGACUGGGGUCCCAUCACAGCAAUAUCUUUUCGUACAGAUGGACACCCAGUAAUGGCAGCUGGUAGCCCAGUGGGACACAUUGCUUUGUGGGAUCUAGAAGAGAAGAAACUAAUGUGUCAGAUGCAAGAUGCCCAUUCCACAGCAAUAGCUGGCAUGACAUUUGUCCCUGGAGAGCCACUUCUUAUUACUAAUGGUGCUGAUAAUGCUCUACGGGUUUGGAUUUUUGAUGGGCCUGGUGGUACAGGUCGUGUACUGAGAAGCCGAAUGGGACACAGCGCACCACCAACAAAAAUCAGAUAUCAUGGGCAAAAUGGAGAGCAAAUUCUUAGUGCAGGUCAAGAUGGAACACUGCAAUCUUUUUCAACUGUGCAUGAAAAGUUCAAUAAAAGUUUAGGACGUGGUUCAAUUAAUAAAAAGAAAUCAAAAAAGAAAGGCCUUAAGCUGGAUACAAUGGCACUUCCACCCAUUACAGCCUUUGCUUCAGAGGUGGCACAUCAGAGUGACUGGGAUGGUAUUGUUGCCUGCCAUCAGGGGUAUAUAACCUGUACAACCUGGAACUAUCAGAAAACCUCCAUGGGAGCUCACAAACUGAGACCAGAAGAAUUUAGCAAACACAAACCUAUUGACAUAUAUGCAACAGCAGUUGACAUUACCUCAUGUGGUAACUUCACUGUAAUUGGGAUGUCAAAUGGACGGGUAGAUGUGUAUAACAUGCAGUCUGGCAUUCACAGAGGGCAUUAUGGCAAAGAAACAGCACAUGAAGGGGCCAUUAGAGGAGUAGCUGUGGAUGGAUUGAACCAGCUGGUAAUCACAGCUGGUAGUGAAGGAUUAAUUAAAUUUUGGAAAUUCAAAAUGAAAGAUCUGGUUUAUUCCACUGAACUUCCUUCUUCUCCAAGUGGAAUUCUGCUUCACAGAGACAGUGGUAUUCUGGGAAUUGCCUUUGAUGACUUCACUAUUAGUGUUUUGGAUAUAGAAACCAGGAAGAUUGUCAGGACAUUCUCAGGACACCAUGGACGGAUUAAUGACAUGACUUUCAGUCCUGAUGGUCGUUGGCUGAUAACUUCAUCAAUGGACUGUUCCAUUAAGACUUGGGACCUUCCCUCUGGAUGUCUCAUAGAUUGUUUUUUGGUAGACUCUGCAGCUGUGAGCCUUACUAUGUCCCCUACAGGAGAUUUUCUGGCUUCAGCACACGUGGAUGAUCUUGGAAUUUAUUUGUGGUCAAACCGUUCUUUGUAUUCACUUGUGUCAUUACGGCCCCUUCCUGCAGAUUAUGAACCAUCUUUGGUGACACUCCCCAGCACCUGCCCCAUGCAAGAUGUGGAUGUGUCAGGAGAUGAAGAGCCAUGUGAUGAAAUGAUAGAAUAUGUCUCACCUGAGCAAUUGGGAGAGCAGCUGGUGACCCUUUCCUUGUUACCGGAAUCAAGGUGGAAAAAUCUCCUCAACCUUGAUAUUAUCAAGAAAAAAAAUAAACCAAGAGAGCCACCAAAAGUUCCAAAGUCAGCACCGUUCUUCAUCCCAACACUUCCUGGUCUUAUACCUCGAUACAUUCCACCAGAGGAGGAAAGUGAUACACAGUCAAAGGUGGUAAACCUUGGGAUACUGGCGCUGAAAUCUGAUUUCUACAUUCAUCUUGAAGAAGCCCUAAGCACCAAUGAAUAUAAAGCUCCACUUGACUUACUGAAAAGCUUGGGACCAUCUAAUAUUGAGGUAGAACUACGGGGUUUGGCCCCUGAAGGUGGGGGCUCAAUGGAGGUGAUGCUGAGCUUUCUGAGAAUGAUUGGGAUGAUGCUGAACAAGAAGUACAACUUUGAACUUGCUCAGGCGUACCUGGCACUAUUUUUAAAGUUACAUCUUAAGAUUCUCUCAUCGGAGCCAAAACUCUUGGAAGAAUUAUCCAAAUUGUCAAUGCAACUUGAGGAAACUUGGAUUCACUUGCGGGCUCUCUUCAAUCAGAGUCUGUGUGUUUUAACAUACAUGAAAAGUGCUUUGCUGUAAAAAUACUUCAGGGUUUUGUCAGCGUAAGAUUUCCCUCAGGAAUAGUACAAUUAUUACCAAAAAUACUGGAUUCCAAAAAUCAUACCGGGUCUUGGAAUUGUAGAAUCAUUAAGAUUGGAAAAGACCUCCAAGACCAUCAAGUCCAACGUUCUGCUGGAUACCACCCUGUCCACUAAGCCAUAUCACUAAGCACCAGACUACUCAUAUUUUUGAAUACUUCCAGGGAUGGUGAUUCCACCAUCAUGUUCCAGUGCUUCUUCUGGUGCUGUAUUUUAUACAUCUACAUAUGGCAGAGUAUUUUAGAACAUGGAUAACUGCCUAUUUUUGUUCACUUCAGUUGGAGAAAAAAUUACUACAUGCAGCUACAGUAUUUGAUGUGUUGGUCUGUGCUGUCAGUGGACAGACAUUUGGAUUCAAGUCCCUGAACAGCCUGGCCUUGUGGAAGGUGCCCUUGCCCAUUCACAGGGGUUUAAAGUAGACGAUCUCUAAAGCUCCUUCCAACCCAAGCCAUUCAAUGAUUCUCUGAUUCUAUGGCUAUAUAAAACGUAGUUCACAAUGACGAAAAGCCUUGCAGGAAGAAAAAAGAAGUGGGAAUGUAACUUCCAUGCAGGAGGCCAAAAACUAUAUUGUUCUUAAUAAAGUCAUUGUUGAUGCAAAAAUAAAAAGUCUGAAUUGUUAACACUUUAUAAACAAUAGUUUAAAGCAAAUCUAAUUAAUCUAAAAAUUGUGUUCCUCUGCAAUUAGAGCACUUUCCUUAUGACAGUUGUAAAAAUCAGUUGUCUUCUCGCUUUUGCAGACAUUUAUUUCUGAAGGCAAAGAUUUCCAGCUGUACUAACAAUGAUUGAACUUCCAAAAAACCCUAAAAACCCAAACACCAAACUAAACAAACAAAACCAGAUUUUUGUGAGGCCCAGUUCCAUAUAAAAAUUCUGUCUUAAGGAAAAGGAGGAAAGAUUACUAGAAAAAAGCUUUGUUUUGUGGAAUUUUUAAUUAUAUCAGAUGGGUUUUUUUACAAAUUGAUAUUUAGGUUUCAAACUGUAACAUUUGGGCAUUGUUUGGGACUUCAUGAGUGAAAUUAUCUUGAACUUUGCUGCUUGAGAGUACUUCCUUCCAGCAGAAGAAUCUCCUGAACAAGGCCUUUGCUACAUUUCACAUGCUCAAACUAUGUGCACAGACCAACAGAGCAACUGAUACAAAUAUAUGCAAUUUCAAUGAGUAAACUUGCAAUGUGAUUCAUUGCAUUUGAUGGAAGACUGAAGCAAUAAUGUGGGUCAGUUGUAGUGUAUAGCUGGGUUUUUUUUAAUGCCAUCACAUUAAACCCCUUUUAGUCAUGUGUACUGGAGCAAAUUAUCUGCAACCGUAGAAUCGUACAACAAUAGAAGGGCUUGGGUUGAAGGGGACCUUAAAGAUCAUCCACUUCCAACCCCCUGCCAUGAGCAGGAGGAACACCUUUCACUAGACCAGGUUGCUCAGGGCUCCCUGCAGCCUGACUGGGCACUUCCAGGGAUGGGGCAUCCACAGCUUCUCUUGGUCAUGGUGUCUCACCAUUGUCACAGGGAAAAGUUUCUUGUUCAUGUCCAAUCUGAAGCUACUGUCCUUGAGUCUAAAGCCAUCAUGUACAUAUGAGGUUUCUUAUGAAGUUUGCAACUGAGAUUUAAGAAAAUCCUUUGUGCCACAGAAUUAUUAGUUUCUGAUGAUAUGGUUCUUGGCAACCCAUUGCUGUCAAUUUAUUGGAUUGAUCUGAAGUUGUCCAAAAUACCUUAAAUGCCAGUGUAAUAUAUAAUGAACCUCUCAGCUUGCAGGUGUUAACUGUAACUCCUUUAGAAGAUCUUAGAGAAUAAUUUUCUGAAUAAAGACAAAGUGUUCAAAGGUUAAUAAGGCAGUAUUUGCGGACCUGCCACUCUAGAAGGAAGAGUGGAUAAAGAACUUUCAUGUCAGAUCAGAGGAAGGGUCAAGCCCACUAUUCUGUCUCCAGCUGGAGGAAGGAAGAUUUGUAGUAUAGCAGCCUGGUUAUGUAUAAAGUGUUUGUUUCUCAAGCAUAUUACAGCACCUUUCAGCAGACAGCAAUUAGAUACUCUCUGACCCAGCUGUAGCCUGACAGUUGUAUUUACUGUUCUGUGACAGACCUUUUGUUCUCUGUGAGUUCAUCUAAUCUCUUUUAGAACCCAUUUGUCCUUCAUAACAUCCUGUAGUAAUGGGGCUUACAAUUUAAUUAACGAGAAUAAUGUAUUUCUGUUUAUAUACUCCAGACCUGCUAUCUUCUAAGGUUGUAUGCCUCUCCUUGAAUGGGAGAAAUAUCAGUUGUUCUCCAGUCUUUAUGCUUCACAGACUUUGCCUCAGAGCGGUGGUGAAAGGGUUUCUACUCAUGAAGGAUGUACUUUAUUUUGCUGAGUGCACAUGUCUGCUUUUUCACUGACAUCCAAGAACCCUUUCUGGGCACAGAUGUUUAAAUCUGUAUGUACAAGAUUUGUCUACAAAACCUGUAAGGAUGUAGAGUAGGGUUGGUUUUUUUUUUUUGCCUUCUAUUUUCAUGAUCUGCCUUUUGUCAAAAGAAAAAACACUGCCAAACAGGCUAUAUUCUUAAAACAGAAACAUCAGGGUAGUUUUUGUGAGCAAUGUAUGUAUAACACAGUUGAUAUUAUGUUUCCAGUCCUCUAUGACCUCAUUAAAUGUGCUUAAUGCAGUUUCUUAUAUCAUACACAUACGUGUUUGAAGUCCACCUGGAGCACUUCAAUAACUUCCUUCAGAAUAUAUAGUAUUUAGAUGUGAGUGAUAUCUCUACUUCUUUAUUCUUGUCUUUUUCUCAAUAUUCCUACUCAUCACUGCUAUUUCAGGGAUGUUUUACUAUUAUUAGAGCUGUAGAGUCUUCCACCAGUAGCUCUGAUUGCUUCAUGUUCUUGGUCUUUUAUUUUGUCCUUUUUACCCCACAUCAAAAUGAUGAACAACUUGCUGUUAAUAAAAAACUUCUUUAGAAAUAAAAAAUAAUUUCUUCCUGUUAGUGGAUGAAAGUAGAUAUUUCACCUGCUAUUUCCUGUAUUAUUCCUUCACCUGAGACAUCAAAGGACAAUAUUUUGUGAUACUAGUAAAAAAUUGUUGAUUACAAGUGGUAACACGCGUGAACAGUGAAUUUGAUUAUUUGGGCUUUGUUGCCCAUAAGAACUCACAUUAGCAUGAUGGUUUUGUAGUGGCAUAUGCAAUGGGAUGUGGAGAAAUGCUAGAUGAAUCAAGGGAUAUUCAUGUUAACUCUAGGUUUUCUUCCAAGCAGGGCAGCUACUGGGGAUUUUACCAUUCUUAUGCAAUGCCAAGCCCAUCUUAAGCUAGCUCUGGGCAGCAACUUGCUGUUAAAAUUCUCUGUGUUACUGUGUGUGACACAGCACUCCUUCCAGCUUCCUCUCAAGCCUGUUCCCACCUCUGUUCCUGUGCUUCCUUUUCACCAUGAUUUUCUCAGCCCUUUUGGUUCCUGAGUGCAGCUGCUGCUCUUAGCAACUCCUGCACAUAGCAGGCCUGUCAAGUCAGGUUCUCUGUACUUCCACUAUUUUCUCAGACUGUUAUUUUUUCCAGACACAUUUGGGUUUUUUUGAGACUGGUAGUUGGACCUUGCUACCUGAAUUUGCUACUGGGUGGAUUCAGAUGCUGCACAGUGAACGGUGCUCUUCUCUGAACUGUAAGAAGCCUUCAGUUUUAGUAGUCUUUGCUUUCUUUUUUCAUUCAAGUAAAAAUAGAGGUAUUAUGAGGCAUACAAACAUGAAGAGACAGUAGAAGGAUACCAGUGUUUACAUUGGCUACAUUGUUCAGUAUCCAACCUAUACCUCUGACUUGAAGCACUCCAACAUUUUGUACAUUUCAAAUUUAACUCUUCUUCUAGAAAAAUGUAAGAAAGAUCUCAUCUGUGCAAGUUGUCAUACUGCAAGUGUUGUAGUCCUAGAGUAAGGACCCUGGAAGAUACUCAUUUGCAUUCUGUGAAUUAGAAGAGGCAGGGUGUUUGUUGGCAUAUUUGAACUCUGUUAAUGUGCUCUGUUUAAACUCCUGUGAAGGAGUUUAGCAUUGUUCAAGGAUCACUAUUAUAUAAGUACUUUGUUGUCUGUUGUUUCCUGAGUAUUGUACAUCAAUCUUCUCAGUACAUCACCAUUUGUAUCUUAAGAACUAUUUGUUUUAUGAAAAAUUAUCUUUUAAUAAAAGUAAUAUGCCUUUUUAGAGA